AUGAAGGAUAACAUUGUCAACCCGCCGGAGAAGGAUCCGAAUUUGAUCAUGACUGUAGCUGACCAAGCGCAGCAGCAAGCGAAACCCUUCAGAAAAACCGCCAAGGAUGGCGCAAUGAAAGGCCGCUCGCUCUUCCCAUCUGCAGUUCCCCAAGUUCAGGACGUCACGGUCAAUACUCGCCCAAAUCCGACCACUCCUUUGUUGAUUGAGUUAACUAAGGACAAUCCGCCUGAUCCCACGACUUCAAAGAGCCAACGCAAGCAUCCCCCUCCUUCCAAAACCGCCAAGGAUGGCGCAGUGCAAGGACAAACGCUCGUUGCCUACAUCACAAAACUCAAGGUGUCAACGUUUCAUAGGCUCUACAAGAAGGCUUGGAGACAGGAGAUGUUUGCUCUUGCAACGGCCCAACGCGUUAUCACUACUGACGAAAAGUCGCCUCGCUUUUGGGAAUUUUCGCUUGUGUUCAACCCAACAUUAAUUGUUCAACGCGCCAAGCCGUUGACUUGGAUGUGGCGAACGGCAUCCAAAUUCUUCGCUAAUCCUGCUAUCAUUCCUCACAUUGUGGAGGAAUUUGAGCGACUAAAACGAGAGCUACAAAUAGCCAAAGCUCAGUACAAGUUUCCACCAAAACAAGGUUGGAACCAGACGGAACUUCUUCGCUAUUUACACACAACAACAAUCCUAUUUUACGACGUCUGCGCUGCCCAUCAGACGUGGCCACCAACCAUGGGCUCAAAUGACGACAAAUCACAAGAGAUGGGUUUGAAAUCGACAAGGACUGCACCUGAGCUCGCUCAGGAAGGUCUGGAGGCAACAACCCGCUCGAAUUCUACCACCCUAUUAACGGUUGACCUUGUGAAGGACAACCCCUGUGAACACAAAUUCUCCAUGUUGUACAGCAUAUUUGUCUUGUUUCUUUCUCUGGAAAAGAUACAGCAGACCGAUUUUCUUGGUCUACCCUUCCAAAUCC
This is a messenger RNA of Cylindrotheca closterium, 970 nucleotides long. The record is from the annotation of a GenBank genome assembly. NCBI's taxonomy places the organism in Eukaryota, Bacillariophyta, Bacillariophyceae, Bacillariales, Bacillariaceae.